Pogoniulus pusillus (Red-fronted tinkerbird) is the source of this 2600-nucleotide messenger RNA. It is a transcript of the gene FAM3C, whose product is annotated as FAM3 metabolism regulating signaling molecule C. Bases 276 to 959 code for a protein of 227 amino acids. NCBI's taxonomy places the organism in Eukaryota, Metazoa, Chordata, Aves, Piciformes, Lybiidae. The transcript is spliced from 11 exons. The record is from RefSeq and is a predicted model, not a curated record.
GCCACCGACAGGGGGCGAGCGUGUCGCCUCUGCCUUCCUUUAGCCUCAACGGUGGCGGCCCUGCUUCGCUUCCUGCUCCGCCGCUAGCGGGUAGCUUGCGCGGCGCGGCCGCUGAGGGGACGGGAGGAGGCUGCGAGACGUGGCCGUGCUGGCGGCCGCACAGCCCAGAUCACAUUUUUCCUGAAGUAAUGCCAAGAAUUUAUGGACAAACUUGGUUUCUGCCAAAGGUGGCUAUUUUUCAUGUAAGAGUGUCAUUAGCUGGCUGAAAACUAAACAUGAGAAUAGCAGGUGCUGCAAAGUUGGUAGUGGUCGUAGCAAUAUUUUUAUUCACGUUUUAUGUCAUCUCUCAAGUGUUUGAAAUAAAAAUGGAUACAAACUUAGGACACAUAUUUGCCAGAUCAGCACUGGAUGCAGCUGCACGCUCUACAAAACCUCCAAGAUACAAAUGUGGCAUCUCUAAAGCUUGUCCUGAAAAGCAUUUUGCAUUCAAAAUGUCAAGUGGAGCAGCAAAUGUAGUUGGACCUAAAAUUUGUGUAGAAGAUAAUAUUUUAAUGAGUGGAGUUAAAAAUAAUGUUGGCAGAGGAAUAAAUGUGGCCUUGGUCAAUGGUAAAACAGGAGAGCCAUUAGACACUAAAUUCUUUGACAUGUGGGGAGGAGAUGUGGCACCAUUGAUUGAAUUUCUGAAGUCCAUCCAGGACGGAACUAUAGUGUUAAUGGGAACAUAUGAUGAUGGUGCAACCAAGCUUAAUGAGGAAGCACGGAAACUGAUUGCUGAAUUAGGAAGCACAUCUAUUACUAACCUGGGCUUUAGAGAUAACUGGGUCUUCUGUGGUGGAAAAGGAAUUAAGACUAAAAGCCCUUUUGAACAGCAUAUAAAGAACAACAAGGACACAAACAAGUACGAAGGCUGGCCAGAAGUUGUUGAGAUGGAAGGAUGCAUCCCUCAAAAGCAAGACUAAAUGGAAAAAACAAGAAAGGAGAAAGAAUAUGGAAGAAAAUGCACUUUCUGGUAUUAUUAAGGAGAGGGCUAUGAAGGAGACUGUACUGUAAAUAGUAUUUUUAAAGCAUGCAACCAUCUUGUCGGUGUGUGCAUGAGCACUGACAUUUUGAAUAUUGGGAUUAUUUAUUGCUAACACACAUAGAAAUCCUUUUUGUAAAUAUGUCCAAAAUAAAAUGAACAUCGAAUUAUUUCUAUGCAGGUUUCUUAAAAGCACAGUAUUUAGUUUGCCUGUGGUAUAGAAUAUCUUGUAGAUCAACUGGCUGAUAAAUUGCAUAUGCAGAUAAUAAACAGAUCCUGACAAAUAUUGUACUGUCCUCUUAACAGCAUAACAUUGCUGUAUGUAACCUUUGUGAAAUAUUGUAGAUUUUAGUGAUAAGUUAAUAAAGAACUUUAAUUUUUUUUUAUCCUCUGCCUUUUUAAUGGCAACAUCACUUUUUAUUAAAACUCUUUGGUUAUUCUAAUGCCAAGUGCUUCAGAAGUUUAUUUUGUGGACCCUUAUCAGAAUGGAGUAACCAGCAGAGGAAGAGUACAUGAUACUGUAACACAAAUAUGCCACAAGAAGCACAAUAAGACAUUAUUUUUAUUAGGAGGAGAGACAAAGUAAAUAUAUAAAUAGUAUGUGGGAUAUUUCAAAGCAAAGGAUCUGUACUUAACUUGAAAAUACUGUUUACUUUGUAGAAGAGACUGGCAUAUUAAAUAGCAGUACUGUGGUUAACUUGUUCCAUCUUUAUUGCAGUUCUUGUACUGCUCCUUAACAAUCAAUUCUCCAUGUGGCUGUUCAGCUGUAGUAGCUAGUCACGUACUAAGUGUGCAUAAUGGAGUAGCUUCCUCUUUUAAUUCUAACAUUUGGGAAUAAAUUUUUCCCAUCCUGAGGAGCUUGUUAGCAAGCAGUCUGCCUUCUAGAGAGUAGUUGUUUCGGAAGAUACAAUUAGGCAACCUUUGCCACUUGGGUUGCUUCUAAUAGGAGCUGAGGCAAUUGACUUACAGCGAGAUGUUAAGAGAUGUUUGGUUAUGCAAUGUGUAACAUUUAACUGACAAUGUUUCCUUCAUUCUGGUUUGUUUGGGUUCUUUUUGUGUUGGGUUGUUUGUUGUUGUUGGGUUUUUUGAAUAGGAAAAUGGACCAAGUUGAAGUGGCCUUGUAUUAGAGCUCUAAGAAAACAUUGCUUUCUUUGGAAACUUGUUUGGGUUUUUUUUUUUUCAGUAGGGUCAGCUUGAAGUUUUGCUAAAGUUAAGUUAGUGAUGAUAUAACUGAUGAUGUUGGUAUUUACCAGAUAAGGGCUGACAUGAGUUCUGUUACAAUCUUCAAAACCUUCCAGCUAGUACUAUGGUGCAGAAGCCACAGAAGAUUUCUCAGGAACCUACAGCAUGAACUGGAUGCAGUGGCACUCAGAACAUUCUUAUUGUUGAUGUCUCCUGAGACAAAUUUAAUUCUGUACGCUCAAAUUUUCAAGCAAUAUCAAGAAUUGCCUCGUAAGACCUGUGGUACCAGAGUAAGACUGGAUUCUGAGUUGUGCUGUAUGUUUAUUUAGCUUGACAAAUAAUGUGAUUUCCCCCUCAAGUUUAAUGUAGAACAGCAAUAAAUGCACCUUAUUCAGUGGAA